This is a messenger RNA of Caenorhabditis elegans, 924 nucleotides long. RefSeq names its product ETS domain-containing protein (gene C52B9.19). Gene Ontology annotation, cellular component: nucleus. Gene Ontology annotation, biological process: DNA-templated transcription; regulation of transcription by RNA polymerase II; regulation of DNA-templated transcription. The record is from RefSeq and is marked reviewed. Gene Ontology annotation, molecular function: sequence-specific DNA binding; DNA-binding transcription factor activity; DNA binding. The transcript has 5 exons. Lineage: Eukaryota; Metazoa; Nematoda; Chromadorea; Rhabditida; Rhabditidae. Bases 91 to 723 code for a protein of 210 amino acids.
CCAAAUUGUUUGCGUUUCUGUUAUCAGUUAGUGUAAAACACUGGUUUUACAACCGGCCACUCAUUGCAUUGAAAUUUACUACUACAAAAUAUGUUAUCUCAUGCGACUGUUGGAGCACGGCUGAAUAGACGAAAGAGGCCAAUUCUGAGAAAUUUAAUAUCCGGGAAUGAAAAUUACAGCUGCUCGCCAAAAACACCAGAGAACUCAAUGGAGCAAGUUUGGUCAAGAUGUGCAAACUUCGAGUUGAUACCAUCUCCUGAGGCUCUACCAAGUUACUUCUUGCUGCACAAUUUUGGAGAAGCUGAAGAUCCUGAAAAUGAUUUAUUGACCGAUCAGGAACUUUUAAAACUGAAUGGACCAAACCGAUUAAUUGCAUUUCUUGCCGAUCUUGCGAUGAAUGAGAAAGCUGGCCGAGCUCUACACUGGACUGGAAAUGGCUUGGAGUUUGUUAUUGUGAAUACCAAGCUGGUUUCAAAAUUAUGGGGAAAUCGAAAGCGUAAUACAAAAGAUAUGAAUUAUUCGAAGCUGUCGAGAGCCAUGAGGGACAAGUACAAGAGUGCAACAAGCGGAGGGCAAUUGGAGAAAAGGCCAGGACUUCACACCUACGCCUUCACUAUACAAGCUUACAAUGCUCUCAAAAAUCACACAGGAAAAAAUAUUGAAGAUCUCACAAUGUUUGCAAAAAAUGUUGGCAGAAAACGUCGGGAGGUUUUGACUGGAUAGACUUUUUUUCUAAAAUGUAUAUAAUGUGUAUAGUCUCCAUGUAUAGUUUGUAGUUUCAUUUCACAAUGUACUAGAAAAAUAAAUAUAAAAUCAAAUUUGCUGAUGUUUGGUGUCUGUACAAUUGUACCUCCUGGUACAUCAUUGUUUUGACUUUUCCUCACUUUUAUAUUAUAUAAUUGUAAUAAAUUAUUCACCAAUGUC